UUUCAGAGUCAACAUUGAAUCUAUCACUUGCAAUUGGAUUCGAUUCUUAUUCGUAGAAAAUGCGACAGCGGCCAGGAAAUUCGCCGGCGAAACCGAAGCCGUCGACGAGAGAUGAAGCAGUUGGUGGACCUAAAAGAACGGCUGAUGAAGGAGUGGAAUCUACGACUACUAGUACUGUUAGUCGCACAGUGAUAGCUAAGAGGUCAGGGUUCUCGUGGCUGUUUAUGUUCGUGGCGUUCGUAUACGGAUCAUGGGCAGUUUACCAGUACCAGUAUCAGAAUCUGCCGGUGCCACUUACGGCGGAGCAGGCUGGAAAGAGGGGUUUCUCGGAGGUUGAGGCUAUGAAGCAUGUCAAGGUCCUCACUGAAUUGGGUCCGCACCCUGUUGGUUCCGAUGCCCUUGACCGAGCAUUGCAGUAUGUUUUGUCAGCAGCUGAAAAUAUCAGGAAAACUGCUCACUGGGAGGUUGAAGUUGAAGUGGAUUUUUUCCAUUCAAAAUCUGGUGCCAAUCGAAUGGUUGGUGGGCUCUUCAAGGGGAAAACACUUGUUUAUUCUGAUCUAAAACACAUCAUAUUGAGAAUUUCACCCAAAUAUACUCCUGGCGCAGAAGAGAAUGCUAUUCUGGUCUCUUCUCAUAUCGAUACUGUUUCCUCAGCGGAAGGGGCUGGAGAUUGCAGUUCCUGUGUAGCUGUCAUGUUGGAACUUGCACGAGGGGUUUCUCAGUGGGCUCAUGGAUUUAAGAAUGCAGUUAUAUUUUUAUUAAAUACUGGAGAGGAGGAGGGUCUAAAUGGUGCUCAUAGCUUCAUAACUCAGCAUCCUUGGAAUACAACUGUUCGUGUGGCCAUCGACUUGGAGGCCAUGGGUGUUGGAGGGAAGUCAGUUAUAUUUCAGGCUGGUCCUCAUCCAUGGGCGAUUGAAAACUUUGCAUUGGCAGCAAAAUACCCAUCUGGUCAAAUCGUAGCUCAGGAUAUCUUUUCUUCUGGCGUCAUUAAAUCGGCGACAGAUUUUCAAAUAUACAAGGAGCUUGCUGGUCUUUCAGGGCUUGACUUUGCGUUCAUGGAUAAUGGCGCUGUAUAUCACACAAAGAAUGACAAAUUAGAGCUUCUAACGCCAGGAUCUCUUCAACAUCUUGGAGAGAAUAUGCUAGCUUUUCUGCUUCAGAUUGCUCCAUCAUCUCAUCUUCCAGUGGACAAGUCAAUGAGGGAAGAAGAAACUGGCCACAAUGCUGCUGUUUUCUUUGACAUUUUGGGAACAUAUAUGAUUGUAUACAAUCAUCGUUAUGCGAAUAUGCUUCAUAACUCUGUGAUCUUGCAAUCACUUUUGAUAUGGACCACAUCACUCCUUAUGGGUGGUUAUCCAGCAGCAAUUUCAUUGGCCUUGUCAUGCUUGAGUGCUAUCCUUAUGUGGAUAUGUUCAAUAAGUUUCUCUGCUCUUGUUGCAAUUAUUCUUCCACUUAUAACUUCCUCUCCAGUUCCUUAUGUUGCAAGCCCUUGGCUUGUAGUUGGGCUAUUUGCUGCACCUGCCCUGCUUGGGGCACUGACUGGUCAACAUUUGGGUUAUUUUAUUCUUCAAACAUAUCUGUCAAAGGCAUAUUCUAAGAGAAAGCAACUUCCAUCUGCUAUUCAAGCUGAGUUGAUCAAGGCAGAGGCUGAAAGAUGGCUCUUUAAAGCUGGUUUUCUUCAGUGGUUCAUUCUUUUGAUCUUGGGAAGCUAUUAUAAGUUCGGAUCAUCUUACAUGGCUCUUGUUUGGCUAGUUUCACCGGCAUUUGCAUAUGGCAUGCUUGAAGCAACUUUGACACCAGUUCGGUUGCCCAGGCCACUCAAACUUGCAACCCUGCUGAUAGGAUUGGCUAUACCAAUUUUGGUUUCUGCUGGCACAUUUAUUCAGUUGACUGGCACAGUAAUCGGCAUUGUGGUUCGAUUUGAUAGGAAUCCGGGUGGCAGCCCCCAGUGGCUAGGGAAUGUUAUAGUUGCCACUUUUAUCGCUGUUCUCAUAUGCCUGACGAUGGUCUACCUUCUUUCAUAUGUUCAUCUUUCAGGUGCAAAACGAUUUGUUAUCCUGGUGACUUUUGUUUUGUUUGGCCUUUCACUUGCUGUGGUAUUAUCUGGUGUCGUUCCACCAUUUUCCGAAGGCACAGCGAGAGCUGUAAAUGUUGUGCACGUUGUGGAUGCUACGGGAAGAUCUAGUGGAACGGAAGAUCCUGCCUCAUAUAUUUCUCUAUUUUCUACAACUGCCGGACAUUUGAUGGAAGAGGUUGAUCAGAUUGCUGAAGGCUUCAUAUGUGGUACAGGCAAAGUUGUUGAUUUUAUCACAUUCUCGGUGAAAUAUGGUUGUUGGGCAAAUGAUUCCACUGAGCAAGGAUGGAGCAAAUCAGAUAUUCCGACGAUGAAUGUCGAUGAUGACACCGCAGAGGAUAGACGAACCACACGAGUUUCUUUUGAUACAAAAGCUUCCAUACGAUGGUCUCUUGCUAUUAACACUGAUGAAAUAGAGGAUUUCAUACUCAAAGGAAAUGAGGACGAUUUGAUUCCAUUGGGCGACAAAAGCAGCAUAGAUGGAUGGCAUAUUAUACAGUUUUCCGGAGGGAAGAAUGCACCCACUAAGUUUGAACUGAAGCUUUUCUGGGGGGAGAAGUCUCAUCAGACGGCGCAAAAUGCACAUGCACAGGGAGAGGACCGGCGUCCCCUAUUAAAGCUAAGAACAGAUGUUGACAGAGUAACUCCAAAAACUGAAAGAGUACUCAAGAGCCUUCCGGCUUGGUGUUCCUUGUUCGGGAAGUCCACCUCUCCUAACACCUUGGCCUUUUUAACUAGUCUUCCUGUAAAUUUUUCUAGGUAAUUUGAAUACAUAGUUUUGAAAAGCAUUUAUACAUAUCAUCUGACAAAAACCGCGAUGAUAACUCGUCAAAAAAAGAUGUUAAUCUUGGCUCCAUUGUAUCUUUACUGGGAUUAGGAUGCUAAAAUUAUUUUGGUUAUGUUGUUUUAUUUGAAGGAACAUUGAGUUGUAUUUCAACAAUGAAAUUGCUUUUAAUUUUAACCA
Molecule: messenger RNA, 3038 nt
Organism: Tripterygium wilfordii
Lineage: Eukaryota; Viridiplantae; Streptophyta; Magnoliopsida; Celastrales; Celastraceae
Product: endoplasmic reticulum metallopeptidase 1
Exons: 13
Coding region: 60-2837 (925 amino acids)
Biological process (GO): proteolysis
Molecular function (GO): metalloexopeptidase activity
Source: RefSeq, a predicted model, not a curated record